AUGUAUACGGACACAGAUCAAGAUCCAUACAACGCUAAACGAGGGCUGCUAUUCUCCCACAUUGGUUGGCUACUCGGACUCAAUGAAGCCAUAUGGGGUCCAGUCGACUUGUCAGAUCUCAGGGAGGAUCCAGUGGUUAUUUGGCAAGACCGAUUAUAUUGGCCUAUUGUCAUCGCGGCCGGCAUUCUUCUUCCUGGGAUGGUUGCGCAUUACGGCUGGGACGACUGGAAAGGUGGAAUGUUAUAUGCGGGUCUAUAUCGGAUCAUCGUGACGCAGCAUAUUACUUUCUUGAUCAACUCAGUGGCUCACGCAUCCUGGGCUGGGACUCAACCCUACUCUUCAAGCACAACCGCACGGAAUGUUCCCCUUCUCGCCGUUAUCACACUUGGGGAAGCCAACCACAACUUUCAUCACACAUUCCCGACCGAUUACCGGAAUGGAGUCAGUUGGACAGAGCCAGACUUCUCGCGAUGGAUUAUCUGGCUAUGGGGGAAACUUGGGUUGGCGACUGACCUAAAAAGUGCCACCCCUCUUCAGAUAGAACAAGCUCGUCUGACCCAGCGGAAAACAAGGAAGGAACGCCAAGGUGGUCAAAAGGCGAAGACUCGGGCUUUGUCCAAGCUGCCGCAGAUUAGCUGGGAAGAAUACAUGACGCAGUCUGAGGAUGGCAACUUCCUGGUCGCCAUAAAUGGGAUUAUUUACGACGUGGCAACCUUUAUGAACGAUCACCCCGGAGGUCGCGAUCUAAUCCAGCAAUCCCUUGGGAAAGAUGCGACCGUUUUAUAUUACGGAAGUCACCUACAUUCUCCACAGGCUGAGGAUAUUCUGCAGAGUCUACAAGUGUUAAGAUUGGAAGACCCCUGUCGCUGA
This is a messenger RNA of Penicillium canariense, 870 nucleotides long. RefSeq lists its product as uncharacterized. Lineage: Eukaryota; Fungi; Ascomycota; Eurotiomycetes; Eurotiales; Aspergillaceae. Gene Ontology annotation, biological process: unsaturated fatty acid biosynthetic process. The coding region runs from base 1 to 870 and encodes 289 amino acids. Gene Ontology annotation, molecular function: stearoyl-CoA 9-desaturase activity; iron ion binding; heme binding. The record is from RefSeq and is a predicted model, not a curated record. Gene Ontology annotation, cellular component: endoplasmic reticulum membrane. The transcript has a single exon.